AUGGCACCCAAACAAUGCCACCUCCUCGCUGGCAAACGCAUAAUCGUAGCAGGCGGCGGCAUUGCCGGAACAGCCUUUGCCUCGGCGCUCAUCCAGCAGUGGGAUCCUUCCCAGCAAUGUCCCGAGAUCACAGUCUUCGAGCGCGCCCACAGCCGUGAAACGUACCUCGCAGAAGAUCCGUACACGCUCAAUUUGAACGGUGACAACCGAGAUGAAGGUCUUGUCGCACUGAAACAGCUCGGCUUGCUCGAAGCCAUCCGCGCAAACGCCACUCUCAACAGCGGCGCCAUCCAUGUUUGGAGCGACAAAUGGAAGGAACUCGCCUCCAUACACCCAAAAGCACAUCCUGACUUGCCAUCCGCCACGAUGCGCAUCACCCGACAAAAUCUGAAACGGAUAUUGAUCGAAACCGUCGAGAAGACCAAUGUCAACUGGAGAUGGGCGUCGACUGUCACAGGCGCGGAGCGGCUGUCGAGUGGCAAGAUCCGGGUUACCAUAUCUGACGCGGGAGGAGAUAAUACUUCGACCCAAGACUGUGAUCUUCUCAUUGCCGCCGACGGUGUGGACAGCAGGAUCCGAGCUAGAUUACGGCCCCACGAUAUGAAGCUGGAGUACACUGGCGCAACGCAGAUUGGCGGGAUCUCACAUCUGCCUGAUGGCUUACCGGAUCCAAUCCGCGAGGACUAUGGCCUGCAGAUGUCCUCUGGCGAAGGCGUGUGCUGCAUCUACACGCCGUUCGACGAUAACACCAUUGGCUGGGCGUUGAGCACAGUCGGUCCCGAAAGGAAACCCAACACCAAGUUCACAGCAGAAGAGUUCGUUGCACUGAAAAACGAGGCUCUCAAGACCGCAAGCAUGUUCCAGGAACCCUUCAGACGUGUUGUUGAAGCCACAGAUCCAGCGACCGCGUUCGUUCGACCAGCUAUGGAAAAGCAGGCUUUCCAGCAUGACGCACGCCUGAGAGGAGUCGUGUUCACCGGUGAUGCGAAUCAUGUGCUCAGUCCAUAUGAAUUCGUGGGAGCGAAUCUUGCCCUUAUGGACGGCGGGGAUUUGGCGGAGCAAAUCUGCAAGAAUGCUUCGAUCGAGGCGGCGGUGAGGGCGUACGACAAGCUCAGCAUUGCACGGUUCGAGAAGCCCUUUAACUUCUCGCACGAGCGUAUCAGAUUCGGCCACAGCACUGGUAUGCUGUGGAAGAUGUAUAAGUAUGGCAUGGCAGCCCAGAGAGCAAUGGCGAAGCACUGA
Messenger RNA from Exophiala xenobiotica, 1242 nucleotides. RefSeq lists its product as uncharacterized. Gene Ontology annotation, molecular function: FAD binding. The record is from RefSeq and is a predicted model, not a curated record. The transcript has a single exon. NCBI's taxonomy places the organism in Eukaryota, Fungi, Ascomycota, Eurotiomycetes, Chaetothyriales, Herpotrichiellaceae. Bases 1 to 1242 code for a protein of 413 amino acids.